GAGAUGUUUCUGCCGGGAGUUUCUGGCAAAAUCGCGGACACCUCUAAACCGUGACGCAGUCGCUCUUCUCUCAGCUGAAAGAAGCUCUCUCAGCCGGCCGGUUAGCAUCAUGGCGAACGUUGCCGACACCAGGUUGUACGACAUCCUCGGAGUUUCACCCUCUGCUUCCGAAAACGAACUUAAAAAGGCCUACCGUAAACUGGCCAAAGAGUACCACCCUGACAAAAAUCCUGAUGCUGGAGACAAGUUUAAAGAAAUUAGUUUUGCAUACGAGGUAUUGACAAACCCUGAGAAGAAGGAGCUUUAUGAUCGCUAUGGAGAGCAGGGGCUUCGAGAAGGAGGAGGAGGGGGGCCUGGCAUGGACGAUAUCUUCUCUCACAUUUUUGGUGGAGGACUCUUUGGUUUCAUGGGUGGACAGGGCAGAGGGCGCAGUGGAGGCAAGAGAAGAGGAGAAGAUAUGGUUCACCCUCUGAAAGUUUCUCUUGAAGAUUUGUACAAUGGCAAAACAACAAAACUGCAGCUCAGUAAGAACGUGCUGUGUAGUGCCUGCAAUGGUCAGGGGGGUAAGGCAGGAGCCGUGCAGAAAUGUGUGGCAUGCAGAGGACGAGGAAUGAGAAUCAUGAUCAGACAGCUGGCUCCUGGGAUGGUUCAACAAAUGCAGUCCGUCUGCACAGACUGCAAUGGAGAGGGUGAGGUAAUAAAUGAGAAGGACCGCUGCAAAAAGUGCGAAGGUCAGAAGGUAUGCAAGGACACUAAAGUUCUGGAGGUUCAUGUGGACAAAGGGAUGAGACAUGGGCAGAAAAUCACGUUCUCUGGAGAAGCUGACCAAGCACCAGGUGUUGAACCAGGAGAUAUUGUUCUGGUGCUUCAGGAGAAAGAUCAUGAGGAAUUUCGGCGUGAUGGAAAUGACCUUCACAUGGUCCAGCGUAUCGGACUCGUUGAGGCUCUGUGUGGCUUCCAGAUGACAAUCACACAUCUGGAUGGACGACAGCUGCUUGUCAAAUACCCACCUGGCAAAGUCAUUGAGCCAGGCUGUAUUCGAGUGGUGAAAGGAGAGGGAAUGCCUCAGUACAGAAAUCCAUUCGAGAAGGGAGAUCUUUACAUCAAGUUUGAUGUUCAGUUCCCAGAAAACAACUGGAUCAGCGCUGAAAAACUGAAUGACCUGGAGAAUUUGCUUCCUGCUCGUUCUGAAUAUCCUGAUAUUGCUCCAGAUGCAGAGGAGGUCGAGCUGUCAGAUUAUGACAAGAGUCAAGGUUCUGGCAGUGGAGAUCGGAGAGAGGCCUAUAAUGAUAGUUCUGAUGAUGAAGGGGGUCACCACGGCCCAGGGGUGCAGUGUGCACACCAAUAGAAAGACUUCUACAAAGACUUGCACACAAACCUGGUUUCGGUUCCAUUGCUAAUACCAUUCAAAACUUGCUGCGUACACACACACACACACACGUUUCCCUCCUUUUAUGAUUCCAGUGAAAAGGAUGGAAAUAAGUCUAAAACAAAGAAAAAAUGUAAAAUAAACUCCUCCAUCCUCAGCUCCAUUGUGCUCACCACCACCUCAGAGAGAUUUUGGAUGUUUGAUGACUGUUGUGUGUAACAAACAGUAGAUGUUAGUCUCAUUCUCAGAAGUUCAUUAACGUGAACUCAACUCGAGCCUUUUCUGUCUUCAUUCUAAACUUUUACCUUUAUGAGGAAAUCACCAGUCUAAUGUACAAAAUGCAGAUAUUGUCAACUAUUUUGUAAAAGUUGUAAUUUGGUGAGUCACACACAAGAGCAUGCACCUUCUCUCUGAAAGAGCUUGUAGAGUCCAUACACAAAAGAUAAAUCUGUCAGACUUGUUGAAACUUCGGUUUCUGCUUUGAAGUACCCUGUCGCUACAUGAGCUAACCUGAUUCCAGUUUUAUCCUGAGAGCCAAACAUCUGAUCUGCCGCCACCUGGAAGGUGAACUGUCUUUCAUUCAUUUUAUUUGCUGGUUUCAUUCAGUUUCAGCGUCACUUGCACUCAAAGCUCUGAGUAUAUGGCCUGUCAAACAUGCUUUUUGUUUCUUUGUAGUCUGGAGCAUAGAUUUCUUUAUGUUGCUGUGAAUGUUAGUGUUCAGACUUUGAAGUUAUGUACUCAUUACUAGAGUUUAUCCACUUUGAGUGUGGGAGCUGUUGUGGAAUGUUCUAGCUCAUUGGGCUGGUAGGUAUUUAUGCUUUGCAGUGAACUGUGAGAGUGAAUACCAAAUAUACUGUAAUUAGUGAACGAGGAGGUGGGAUAAAAAGAAUGUUUAUCUCAGAUAUUUUCCCUCACCUUAGCUGGAAUGAGGAGUCGUCCUGUUUUUCAGGAAGGACUCCCGAGCCCACACCAAUCCAGCUGUAGCUUACCUACCAGUUGUAGAGUUAGUAAUGAAACUAAUGUUCCUUCACAUGUUCCUCUCUUAUCCUUACAUACCUGUAAAUAAAGCCAGUCUCAGUCCAUUGGUGCAAGUGAACAAUGUUCAACAUAAAUGUUCACAUAAAAAUGGAGCCCCUCUGGACUGUUCACAUGCACCUCAGGCUUAUCGUUUGUCAUUUUGGCCUUGGGAUAAUGUGCACACGAUUAAAGGGGUUAUAAUUAAAUUACGUUACUGUUGAUGCAUAUGGUUGUCAAAAUGAACAUUAAAACAUAUAAAAUAA
Austrofundulus limnaeus is the source of this 2649-nucleotide messenger RNA. It is a transcript of the gene dnaja2b, whose product is annotated as DnaJ heat shock protein family (Hsp40) member A2b. Gene Ontology annotation, molecular function: Hsp70 protein binding; ATP binding. Bases 110 to 1348 code for a protein of 412 amino acids. The record is from RefSeq and is a predicted model, not a curated record. NCBI's taxonomy places the organism in Eukaryota, Metazoa, Chordata, Actinopteri, Cyprinodontiformes, Rivulidae. Gene Ontology annotation, biological process: response to heat; protein folding. The transcript is spliced from 9 exons.